ACACCGGAACCGAAACACCAGUCAGCGCUGCCGGAUAUAACUUGAGUCUUUUAAGCGAAGCCAUGAACGUGAUGGACGGAAAGUGAUAGAUGGUGUACCACGAGCUUGGUUCGUCGGUCAUGGACGGCACCCUGUUCAGCUGAUUCUGCUUCGCACAUUCUGUCGAUUUUGCGGAACAGUGUCGCACAAAGCUCGUUUGGAAUGGUGUCCAAUAACAAAGUGAGGCUCCACUAAGAGCAUUAUUUGUGCGCACUAUUGAGCGUAACCUUAUUAAGUUAUUCAUUUGUUUUUGUUAUCACUUUUCUCUCAGAACUUUCGGUAUUACAAACUUGAAUCUCCUCUGAUAAAAACAAAUCAGCUGAAGAUCUCACGAUACAUGCCGCAAACGACGUACUAGAAUUACGUGAGGAGAGAAGAAGUGUCAAAAACAGGGUUUGACAAUUGAUUCAAUAACACGUGAGUUUGUUUUCAACUCGUGUGUUGAGACUUCAAAUUCAAACGAAUGUGGUAAGAUUUGUUAGUGGCGGUAUAGAUUCAUUUUCCCUUGUUAAGAAUUGCUGUUAUGAUUAAAAGAUUAAACGGGUUGAGAGUGAGCAAUUUGUAGAAAUAAAUCGUUAUAUGUACACAAGUUGAAAAUAUGAGUUCCAAAAUUAAACUAAAAGAAGUGUACGAUGUUCAGAACGAGUAUAAGGCAUUCUACACUGGCGGUACGGUCCAAUGGAGCUCCGAUGGUGAGGAGAUUUUCUGUCAAAACAACGGCACUAUCAACCUCAUCUCCGUAGGAGAUAAAGCAGCACAACCGGUAAGCUUUGGCAGCAGCGAGUCCGAGAAAAGCGAUGAAAUCAGCGAAGAUAUUGUGUACACUUUUGCGUUGAGCAAGAAUGGCGAAAACAUCGUGUCCGCCCAUCGUUCGGGUUUACUUAAGCUUUGGGAUAAAACCAGCAUCAAGUUGAGUAAAACGUGGAGAGGACUACAUUCGGGGCCGAUAACGAAAUUGGCGUUCAGUGGUGACGAUCAACUGAUCGCUAGUGGUGGUACCGAUGCUACCGUUCGUGUGUGGGAUCCCGAGGCACAAGUCUGUAAAGGGACACUCAGAGGCUGUCAGGGUGUAAUUAACCUGAUCGUAUUCCACCCGGAUACCGAGAGUAGGGUUCUUCUGGCUGCCGGAGAUGAUGUGAAAAUAAAUGCAUGGAAUUUCGAGACGAGAGAGCACAUCAAAACAUUCGAAGGGCACUUUUCGAAGGUUACAGCGGUUUCAUUUUCCAACGAUCGGAAGUUUUUAGUAUCGUCUGGCAGAGAUAAAAUAUUAAUCUUGUGGAACUACGAAACGCAAGCAGCAGUCAAAACAAUCCCAGUUUACGAAUGUUUAGAGAGUGUUUUUGUUCUGCCAAAUAAGAUAAUGGUAGGAGGGCAGAAACUCGCUUCUGCUAAGAUCUACGCUGCCUGUGCCGGUGAAGAAGGCAUUAUUAAGGUGUGGGAAAUGACGGAAACUAGGAUAGUCUUUAAACAAGUUAACAGUUUAAUAACAAGAUCCACGGAGGAAGGAGGACUGGCCAUCACGGAUAUGCUGUUCAAUGAAACAGUUGGCCAAAUUGCAGUGAUAAGCGCCGAUCACAAUAUAUUCAUACACGAUUUGGCAACGUUCGAAUGUUUGAGACAGCUGUCCGGAUUCAGCGAUGAAAUACUUGACUUAAUUCUGUUCGGGAAGAAAAAUCGUUUUCUCGGAAUGGCUACCAACAGCAGUGAUUUUAAAGUUUACGAUACAACGACAAUGAAUUGUCAGCUGGUAAAAGGUCACACGGAUAUCGUGCUUUCGUUAUCGGCAAACAACUUCUUCAUCCUAUCAUCUUCGAAGGAUAAUUCUAUCAGAUUGUGGCGUUACAACGAAGAGCAAAUUUUGAUACAAUGUGUUGCGAUUGGUCUGAAACAUACGAAUGCGGUUGGUAGUGUUGUCUUGAGUAAGGUAUCCGGCAAAUUUUGCGCUAGUGUGAGUCAAGACAAAUGUUUGAAGGUCUGGAAGAUUCCUAAGGAAUUUGAACAAACCACAAAUGAUAAAGAUCUGACUCGGUUGAAUUGCACAUUGACAGCGCUGGCGCACGACAAGGACAUCAACUCUGUGUGCAUAUCACCAAACGAUUGUCUUAUCGCGACCGGUUCGCAGGAUAAAAUUGCCAAAUUAUGGGAUGCCCGCAAUUUAAGUUUAGUUGGAGUUUUUCGUGGACACCGCCGAGGUAUUUGGGCCGUCAGAUUCUCUCCGGUAGACCAGAUUCUCCUCACUAACGCAGCCGACUGUUGUAUUAAAUUGUGGUCCCUCACAGAUAUGACCUGUCUUAAAUCCUUCGAAGGACAUGAGAGUUCAGUUCUUAGGGCGGAGUUCAUCUCCAAUGGAAUGCAGCUUCUGUCCGCUGGCGCGGAUGGACUCAUAAAGCUGUGGUCUAUCAAAACAUCGGAAUGUAUCCAAACAAUGGACAAACACGAGGAUCGCAUUUGGGCACUAUGCGUUACGAUGGAUGAAUCUGUAUUCUAUAGUGGUGGUACCGAUUCGAUACUGAUAAAAUGGAAAGACAUCACCGAGGAGAAACGAGAACGGGAAUUGAGUGAACAUAAAAAUAUGGUCCUCCAGGAACAGGAAUUAAACAAUCUUUUGAACGACAAAAAACUUCUGAAGGCACUUCGUCUAUCUCUGAAUUUGGAUCGACCGCUGAUGACCCUGAAAAUUAUAACAGCUGUCAUAAAAACCCAAGAACAAGGCUUACAAGGUACGAUUCAGAAGCUUGGUAAUGAUCACAAGGAGACUUUACUGAAACACGCAGCUGAGUGGAAUACAAACAGUAAAAAUUGUCGCCCUGCACAACUAGUUCUAAACAUUCUGCUUCAGGAAAUGCUGUCCGGUAAAUUCCACGUUUCGGAAUUGAACAAACAUCUCGAAGCGGUUUUGCCAUAUACCGAACGGCACUUCAAACGAAUGACCGAGUAUGCGAAGGACCUUAAAUUUAUCGAGUACACAUUGCAGUGUAUGCAACCACACGCUGUCCGGAGAGCUAAUAAAAAUCAGACUACCUAGUCUCCAACAUCCAGUUGAUAUAA
Toxorhynchites rutilus septentrionalis is the source of this 3087-nucleotide messenger RNA. Its product is annotated as transducin beta-like protein 3. Gene Ontology annotation, biological process: endonucleolytic cleavage in 5'-ETS of tricistronic rRNA transcript (SSU-rRNA, 5.8S rRNA, LSU-rRNA); endonucleolytic cleavage to generate mature 5'-end of SSU-rRNA from (SSU-rRNA, 5.8S rRNA, LSU-rRNA). The coding region runs from base 638 to 3064 and encodes 808 amino acids. The transcript has 2 exons. Gene Ontology annotation, cellular component: small-subunit processome; 90S preribosome; nucleolus. Gene Ontology annotation, molecular function: U3 snoRNA binding; protein binding. Lineage: Eukaryota; Metazoa; Arthropoda; Insecta; Diptera; Culicidae. The record is from RefSeq and is a predicted model, not a curated record.